CCCCUCCAUCCGUCACAGACCACCAGUGGAUGUGAAUGGUAGAGGGAGCACCUCGUACUUCGCUCCAGUGGUGAGCAUCACUACGGUCAGUGCAGAGCGCACAGCCAGCGGUUGCGCUCUGAAGACGUGAUGGUGGCAAAUCUGGGAAACAUUGGAUAUUCUUGAAUUAAGAGGCAAAAGGUGAUCGUGUGACUUUUAUUUUGAUUUGUCCACUUUUUUUUCUUCCAUUUCUGCGGCACGCGUCAAAGUGACCAUGGCGCAUUUUAUGACCUGCAGGUAACCAGCGUUUUUGUUGCCAAUUAACAAAGAUGGACUGAAAAAAAAAAAAAAACAAGUGAAGUUUGCCCUAACUCCAGGACGGCUCAAAUGGCGGCGCUUAGGAGAAAAUUUGGAGAAGACUAUCAAGUGGUGAACACGAACCGGGCCACUACUUUCUCUGCUCCGGUGAAGAAAAAACGCCAGCGAUUUGUGGACAAGAACGGCCGGUGCAACGUGCAGCACGGGAACCUGGGAGGAGAGACCAGCAGGUACCUCUCUGACCUGUUCACCACUUUGGUGGACCUAAAGUGGCGAUGGAACCUGCUCAUCUUCAUCCUGACUUACACCAUCGCCUGGCUGGUCAUGGCAUCCAUGUGGUGGGUCAUCGCUUAUAUCAGAGGGGACUUGAACCACGGACAGGACUCGUCCUACACUCCCUGUGUAGCCAACGUUUACAACUUCCCCUCAGCUUUUCUGUUUUUCAUCGAGACCGAGGCGACCAUCGGGUACGGCUACCGGUACAUCACGGAGAAGUGCCCGGAGGGCAUUAUCCUCUUCUUGUUUCAGUCCCUACUGGGCUCCAUAGUGGACGCUUUUCUUAUCGGCUGCAUGUUCAUCAAAAUGUCCCAACCCAAGAAGCGCGCAGAGACGCUCAUGUUCAGCCAGGACGCAGUGAUUUCCCAGCGAGACGGAAAACUGUGCCUCAUGUUUCGUGUGGGGAAUCUGAGGAACAGCCACAUGGUGUCCGCUCAGAUCAGGUGCAAACUUAUAAAGUCUCGUCAGACACCAGAGGGCGAGUUCCUGCCGCUGGACCAGUGCGAGUUGGAUGUGGGAUUUGGCACAGGUGCCGACCAGCUCUUCCUCGUAUCCCCUCUCACAAUCUGCCACGAAAUCAAUCCCAAGAGCCCCUUUUUUGACCUUUCCCAGCGCUCGCUCAUGAAUGAACAGUUUGAAAUUGUCGUCAUCCUGGAGGGCAUCGUGGAGACCACCGGCAUGACCUGCCAGGCUCGGACAUCAUACACCGAGGACGAGGUAUUAUGGGGCCAUCGUUUCCUGCCUGUGAUGUCCCUGGAGGAAGGAUUUUUUAGAGUGGACUAUUCACAAUUCCACAGCACGUUUGAAGUUCCAACACCACCGUACAGCGUCAAGGAACAAGAAGAGAAAAAUUCACUGCCUUCAACACUAUCUACUCCCAUCCCAGCAAUCACUGAGAGCCACAGUGCCCGGAGAGACCGAGUGUUUUCUGUAGAUUGCAUCAACAGUUCAGAUGAAAGAGGCCAUCAGGGAGGGAUGGGAGGGCGGCUGCCAAGCAAGCUGCAGAGGAUGAGUUCCUCUGGAAAGGAGGAUCUGCAGAGGAAGGUUCUUCUGCUCAGUUCACAGCACUCGGAGAAAGCCUGCAGCACAGGAGACCUGCCCCUGAAGCUGCAGCGUCUCAGCUCCUCCUCGCCGGUACCCGAGGCAGAGAAUCGACUGCAACUCAAGUCUCUCAAAGUGGGCUUCGAGCCCAUGACCCAGUCCACAGGCGAUCUGUACCAGUGUAGCCUUCAACCCACCCUGUCCCCUGCUCCUGUCCACCCACACAGGCCUCUGCUCUCAGGCGCAGGGAGGCCGGAGGACAACCUACCACCAAAACUGAGGAAGAUGAACGCCGAACGCUAAAACCCAGAGAGAUGCAGAGACCCUCACUGAGCACAAAAGGACUUAGGACGCAUGAAAUCAAAUACAAAAAUGUACUUUCAAAAUAAAACAAUGGUUUAAUUAUAUUACAUUGUUUUAUUUUCUCUUUUUUUAUAAUCUUGAGAGACAGCCUUCAGUGGAACUACUGUGAUAUCUGUGUUUCAUAACAGAUACUUUCAUGCAGACAUUGUUGCACAGAGCAACAAGAAAAGAAAAGAAAAAACAAACCACACAGACGCCGUGCCUGAAUCAAACUGGCUGAUUCUGUCUGAGUUGAGUUCUGCAUGUAUACACUGAAUCCUUUCUUUAUGUAUGCGCCACUACUCUGUUUAUUUAAUAGUCAAUCUUAGUUUUAACUAAUCAUAAAUUAUAUUAUGAUGAAAAAUAAAUUAUGUUUA
This is a messenger RNA of Cynoglossus semilaevis (tongue sole), 2333 nucleotides long. RefSeq names its product potassium inwardly rectifying channel subfamily J member 19a (gene kcnj19a). The coding region runs from base 367 to 1917 and encodes 516 amino acids. Lineage: Eukaryota; Metazoa; Chordata; Actinopteri; Pleuronectiformes; Cynoglossidae. The record is from RefSeq and is a predicted model, not a curated record. The transcript is spliced from 3 exons. Gene Ontology annotation, biological process: regulation of monoatomic ion transmembrane transport; potassium ion import across plasma membrane. Gene Ontology annotation, cellular component: plasma membrane. Gene Ontology annotation, molecular function: G-protein activated inward rectifier potassium channel activity.